Rhagoletis pomonella (apple maggot) is the source of this 7192-nucleotide messenger RNA. It is a transcript of the gene Dcr-1, whose product is annotated as endoribonuclease Dcr-1. Lineage: Eukaryota; Metazoa; Arthropoda; Insecta; Diptera; Tephritidae. Bases 51 to 7013 code for a protein of 2320 amino acids. Gene Ontology annotation, cellular component: cytoplasm; RISC complex; nucleus. Gene Ontology annotation, biological process: apoptotic DNA fragmentation; pre-miRNA processing; siRNA processing. The transcript has 13 exons. Gene Ontology annotation, molecular function: ribonuclease III activity; RNA binding; deoxyribonuclease I activity. The record is from RefSeq and is a predicted model, not a curated record.
AUUUUGAUUUUAUAUUUAAUAAAAAUUGUGUUGUGUUUUAUGCCACCAAAAUGUCGUUCCACUGGUGUGAUAACAUUCACACCACUAUCUUUACCCCGCGUGAUUACCAAAUUGAAUUGCUCUCCGCCGCCUUCGAACGUAAUGUUAUGAUAUGUCUUGGCCACAAAUCAUCCAAGGAGUUUAUUGCCUUAAAACUUCUACAGGAAUUGGCAAGGCAAGCUCGAAUCGCCGGAAAGAUUAAUUUGUACUUAACCUGUGAACAAAAUACGCCAUCAAUUACAACUAUGAUAGAACAUUUGACUGAUUUGAAGGUAUUCAAAGAGGAAUCGGGGGCUGGUGACAAACAGCAGGUUCAUAUUCCAGACGGUUUUCAACUGUAUGUUCUUCAUCCACGCUCUUGUUUGGAGGCUAUGAAAUGCGGUAUUCUGAGUUUAAAAAAUGUUCAUUUAAUGAUAUUAGAAGAUUGUCAUGAAGCUGCGAUGUAUAGAGAUCUGCGUCAGAUAUUCUGUGAAUUUUUCAAUGGCUCCAGCGAUGAUAUGCCGAAAGUGUUGGGCCUAGCAGGGCCAUUGCACAGCGCUGAAUGCUCGUUGGAAGAGCUAAGUGCGAUGUUGAAUACGUUGGAGAACAGUGUGCACUGUAAAGCAGAAACAGCUAGCGACAUCGUAACAGUAUUAAGAUAUUGCGCUAAACCAAGCGAGUAUAUAGUACAAUGCAUGCCAUAUGAACGUGAUGAGUUGACCGUUAUCCUAGAGGAGAUUAUUUGCACACGAAAAGCAUUCUUAAUAGACCAUCGCUACGAUCCUUUUGAAAUCUAUAGUACAGAUGAAUACAUGGAGGAAUUGAAGGAUAUUCCCGACCCGAAAGAGGAACCUAUGGAAUUUUUGGAAACCAUGCUUUUUGUGCUUUACGAAAUGGGCCCGUGGUGUGCUGAUCGUGUUGCUAUUAACAUGUUUCAUCGGAUAGAAAAACAGAAAAUAAAGACGCCUCAUGAGCGCCACUACAUUUUACUAUGUGUAGUGAAUACAGCACUUCUAGAAUUUCACGCAAUUUGUGAACACACAUUCAAAAAGUUAACAACUCACAAAGAGUUAGUCGAACGUUUUUCGAGUCCUAAAGUAUCUCGGUUGCUAGAGACUUUACGCGUAUUCAAGCCCGAGGAAUUAAUGACAAAAAAUGAAACAAUUCAGAAAAUGAGCCAGGAUUUGGAUCAGAUGGAUUUUCAAAAGCUCAGUCGAAGUAUCGAAUAUAGUUGUCAUAGUGUGGAAAACGUCACCACGAAGCUACAAAUUGAAUCUCGCUCUAUUAUUGAUAAUUUGGACCCGAUUGUUAAGUCACCCCCGGCUGAUCAGACUAGACAACAAAUGCUACAAAGUAACACAGCGCACAAAAGUGAAAACAACACUGGUACCAACCGACGCCAUGGAGCAGGUGGUUCACAUGGGCGCUUCAAGCGGCGACCGUUUAACCGCCGGCUAAUGCGUGACAACAGUGAUACGAUGGAUACACUCUGUGCUAUAAUUUUUUGUAACUCGAAUUACACAGCACGUGUGCUCUUUGAUUUGCUGAGCGAAAUGAGCCGCCAUGAUCCAGAACUUAAGUUUCUUAAGUGUCAGUUCACAACUGACCGUGUCGCUGAUCCUAUAACCGAACCCAAAGAAGCCGAAAUCGAGCACAGACGUCAGGAAGAAGUAUUAAAACGUUUUCGAAUGCACGACUGCAAUGUAUUAAUCGGCACAUCCGUUCUAGAGGAAGGCAUAGAUCUGCCUAAGUGUAAUCUUGUAGUGCGUUGGGAUGCACCCACAACAUAUCGUAGUUAUGUACAAUGUAAAGGGCGAGCGAGAGCAGCUCCUGCCUAUUAUGUGAUACUAGUAUCGCCAGCUUAUAAGGCAGUUCAUUGUAAAAAUGAACAGUUAAGUGAUCAGUGUCAUGGAUACUUAUGUAAAAUAGAAGAUGGACAAGACGAUGGGAUCGAUUCAGAUUCAGGAAGCGAAGACGAAGACGAAGACGAAGAAACUAGCAAUGACAAUGGCAACAAAUUCACAAUCGGUUCUUCAAAAGGAAUAGUCAAAAUACUAAAUCCAGAAGUUAUUACCAGUAAACCACCAACGAAGAGCGAGAUAACGUUGAAGGAAAUUAAAGAGGAAUUGCCGGCCAUUGAAGGCACGGAAAUUGAAGCAACAGAUGCUUUUAAUUUAGUAGAAAUUGAAAACGAGUUGCCUUCAAUCACGGAGCUUAAAUAUGAAACACCUUCAAUUCAGGAAAUUAAAUUAGUACCGAUAAAGCCUAUAGAUAUUUGCUAUGAAGUGCUGGAUCUAAACGAUGCGAUUUCGGACAUAAGCAGCGUACUAAAUAAUUCAGCCUCCAGCUCCUUUUUAGAAGAAACAUCAACAGCAACAAAGGCUCCACCAAAGGCGCAAAAAGUGAAACGUCGUUUUCAGUGCGUUUGUGAAAAUGCAAAAGAUUCAGAAAGCAUGGAUACCGGUGUUGAUGGGGUCGUCCAACAAAUAGAAUACACAACUAAUAAAAUCGUAGAACAACUGGCAGAGUAUCGUGAAAUAGAGAAGAUGCUCCUUCAAAAAUGCGCUAACACUGAACCAUCAGAGAUGGAACAUCAAUUCGCCGACUAUUAUAAUAAAUGUGUGAAGCGUUAUAAGCCAUGCGAAUAUCUUUUGACCGGCGCGUCUGUGGAUCUUACUUCAUCCAUUGCUUUAGUCAACAAAUAUUGCUCCAAAUUACCAAGCGACACAUUUACCAAACUUACUGCGCUCUGGCGUUGCACAAAAACUAUGCGAUGUGAUGCCGAAGUAUAUCAAUAUACUAUACGACUUCCAAUAAAUUCGCCAUUAAAAUAUGAUAUAGUUGGGCUUCCAAUGUCUUCGAAUAUAUUGGCGCGUAGAAUGGCCGCCUUACAAGCUUGUAUAGAGCUCCACAAAACUGGCGAGUUGGACGACAACUUGCAGCCCAUAGGAAAGGAGGGUUUCCGUGCCGUGGAACCCGAUUGGGAGAACUUUGAACUGGCGGAGGAGGAUGAGAAAAUCGUCCAUGAAAACUCGGAGCCACGACCAGGAACUACAAAGCGAAGACAAUACUACUAUAAGCGAAUAGCCUCGGAAUUCAGUGAAUGUCGUCCUACUGCCGGCGUUCCCUGCUAUCUGUAUUUUAUUGACUUGACUCUACAAUGUCCCAUCCCGGAGGAGCAAAAUACACGUGGUCGUAAAAUAUAUCCACCGGAGGAUGCACAGCAAGGCUUUGGUAUACUAACCCUCAAACGUAUACCCAAAGUCAGCUCAUUUCCCAUAUUUACACGCUCUGGCGAAGUAAAAGUCUCUAUAGUCCUCUCAAAAGAUAGAGUAGUUCUCACCGAAACCCAAAUAUGCUGCAUAAACACGUUCCUGAACUAUACAUUUACAAAUGUGUUGCGCUUGCAGAAAUUCCUAAUGCUUUUUGAUCCUGAUUCCACGGAAAAUUGUGUAUUCAUUGUGCCCACAUUGAAAAAGGACGGUGGAAAACUGAUCGACUGGGACUUCCUCGAAUUGAUUGAACGGAAUUCAAGUAUGAUGCCCACUCCAGUGCCCGACGAGUUGCGCAAAUGCACAGAUUUUGAUGCGAAUAAGUUCAAGGAUGCCGUCGUUAUGCCGUGGUAUCGCAAUCAAGAUCAGCCGCAGUACUUUUACGUAGCGGAGAUUUGUCCACAGCUGUCACCAUUAAGUUGUUUUCCUGGCGAAAACUACCGCACAUUUAAGCAUUACUAUUCUCUCAAAUACGGGUUAACAAUACAGAAUGUCAAGCAGCCUUUACUGGAUGUGGAUCACACCAGCGCACGUUUGAAUUUUUUGACACCUCGCUAUGUAAAUCGAAAAGGCGUUGCCUUACCCACAAGCUCAGAAGAGACAAAGCGUGCCAAGCGCGAAAAUCUCGAACAAAAGCAAAUUCUUGUGCCUGAAUUGUGUACUGUACAUCCAUUUCCGGCUUCACUGUGGCGCACCGCUGUUUGUUUGCCUUGCAUUCUAUAUCGCAUAAAUGGUUUAUUACUAGCUGAUGAUAUUCGUAAGAAGGUUUCAAUGGAUAUAGGCUUAGGGCAGCAGGAUAUUGCCGACAACUUUGAGUGGCCAAUGCUGGACUUUGGCUGGAGUUUGUCGGAAGUUUUGAAGAGGUCAAAGGAAAGUAAAAACGCCUCGGUGGACCAAGAAAAUAAAGACAAUAACGGAAAAGAGGAGUCAAACGGCAAGCAAAAUAAUAGCUUUGGAACAGAUAAUGGGAUCAAUGGUGAGUGUGGAAACAGUGUCGAAGAGAACCAAUCCAAAGCGAAGAGUGCUAACGAAAUCAUAAUUGAAGGCGAAAAAAAGUUACAGGAUAGCACUUUCAUAGAAAUUGGCACUUGGUCCAAUGACAUGGCAGAUGAUUUAAAUUUCAGCAAGAACUCUGACUCAUUAGAGGACGAUGAAGAAGAAUGCUUGAAAUAUUUUCCAUCAAAUGUUAGUUUUUGCGACCAGCAGUUGCGUUAUGGUUCUCCAACAUUCUGGGACUUAGAAGAAUCCGAACAAAAUAAAAAGACAAAUGAAGGUAUGCAAAAUAAGGGCAAUGUACCAAAUCAUUAUCGGAAAAAUUCAUUUGCAUAUUAUGACUCCGACGAUUCACUUGCAUCCAGUUAUGAUGGCAAUGAGCCUGCCAAAUAUAGUGAGGAUGAAGAUGAUGAUGAUUGUGGGCCUUUACGAAUCGCAUUCACUUCGAAGAAUGAAGCCGAGACUAUUGAAACUGUUCAAGAGAUCGAAAAGCACAACAAACAACUUUCCAUCAUUCAGGCCACCAAUGCAAAUGAGCGUAAUUAUCAGAAAACAAAAAACUUGCUUGUGGGGUACAACUUCGUAGACUUAAAGCCUAGCAUAGAAGCAGAAUUGCGUGAGUCCAUCGCACAAUUUACAGCAUCUACAAAAAUAUUAAGGAUGACUAUUGAACAUUCGGGCAUGCUUGUAAAAUACAAUCAGCCAGUGGCGUUGGCUCGUAAGGAGAAAUCCGGCGGCAAUUCGUAUGUACCCGACGAAUUGCCUACUGCAGAGAUGUUUUUUAAGCUUUUGCCCUAUGCUGACAAAAGCUUAUUAAUAUCUAUUUUGGGCGAACGAGGAAACUUGCUAACUCCUGCAGACAUAGCGCUCUUGAAUGCCGAUUAUUUGAAGUCGCAACCGCUUGAAAUGGUCGAAGUACAGGGUUGCGGUGAUAUAUUUGAUAAUUUCAAUGACAAGGAUAUGCUUAAGUUGGAGCGAUGGGGUGAAGGAUAUAAGAAGCUGAUACAGUUGAGAUUUGAUAGAAAAGUUAGUGCAGAAAGCAAUGAUAGUUUGAUUACUGCAAGGGAGGAAAUCAAGAAAGUCUACAGCGAUUUGUUUAGUUUUGACCGCCAACCCGAUUUAACCGGUCACCCUGGACCAAGCCCAAGUAUCAUUCUGCAAGCUUUAACCAUGUCGAAUGCGAAUGACGGCAUUAAUUUGGAGCGUUUGGAGACAAUUGGGGACUCAUUUCUCAAAUACGCCAUUACCACUUAUUUAUAUAUAACGUACGAAAACGUACAUGAAGGCAAACUCAGCCACUUGCGAUCAAAACAAGUAGCCAACCUCAAUCUGUAUCGACUGGGGCGUCGAAAAAAGCUAGGCGAAUAUAUGAUAGCGACGAAAUUUGAGCCGCACGACAAUUGGUUGCCACCGUGCUACUUCGUGCCCAAAGAGCUUGAGAAAGCUCUCAUAGAGGCAAAGAUACCGCCGCAUCACUGGAAAUUGGUGGAUUUGUCUAGCAUUAAAAAGUUAAACAGCGCCGAGAUAUGCGCCUUAGUGCGCGACAAAGCCGACAAGCUGGGGCUGUUUAGUGAUGAAUCGAAUUACAGCGAGGACGCAAGUGCCGUCGAUGAGAGUGGCGAGGGAAAAGACUUUACAUGUUUCAUUCCUUACAAUCUUGUGACUCAGCACAGCAUUCCAGAUAAAUCAGUGGCCGAUUGCGUUGAAGCAUUGAUCGGUGCAUACUUAAUCGAAUGUGGUCCGCGAGGCGCCCUGCUGUUCAUGGCUUGGUUGGGAAUACGUGUACUUCCGUUUGUACGUAAGCCAUAUAAUCCACAAACGCCUCGUAUUCCCGGCAGCACUAGUCCAGAUGAUAAUGGUGAGAUAACGGUAUAUGGAGAGUGGGCUGCACCAAAAAGCCCACUCCUCCACUAUUCGCCUAAUGCCACACAGGAGUUGGAGUAUAUGCUGGAGGGCUUUGACGAGUUCGAAGCCACUUUGGGUUAUAAAUUCCGCGAUCGCUCCUACUUAUUGCAAGCCAUGACUCAUGCCAGCUACUCGCCGAACCGUUUGACGGAUUGCUAUCAACGGUUAGAAUUCCUAGGUGAUGCAGUUCUAGAUUAUCUGAUCACACGUCAUCUGUACGAAGAUCCCAGACAGCACUCACCGGGUGCCUUGACGGAUUUACGUUCAGCGUUAGUAAAUAACACGAUAUUUGCAUCAUUAGCCGUUCGACAUGGUUUCCAUAAAUAUUUCCGACAUCUGUCCCCUGGUCUGAAUGAAGUUAUCGAUCGAUUUGUACGAAUUCAGAAUGAAAAUGGACACAGCAUAAGCGAGGAAUAUUAUCUACUUUCGGAAGAAGAGUGUGACGAUGCUGAGGAUGUUGAAGUGCCAAAGGCUUUAGGUGACGUAUUCGAGUCAAUAGCGGGCGCAAUAUUUUUAGAUUCCAAUAUGUCACUGGACGUUGUAUGGCAGGUGUAUAGUAAUAUGAUGAAGCCAGAGAUAGAACAAUUCAGCAACUCAGUGCCAAAAUCGCCUAUUAGAGAAUUGCUGGAACUUGAACCGGAAACUGCUAAAUUUGGGAAACCGGAGAAACUGGCCGACGGGCGCCGGGUGCGAGUCACCGUGGAAGUCUUCCUCAAGGGUACGUUCCGUGGUAUUGGCCGCAAUUAUCGUAUAGCAAAAUGUACGGCUGCCAAAUGCGCAUUACGUCAAUUAAAGAAGCAAGGUUUGAUAACAAAGAAGGAUUAGGCCAUAACUAUACCGGCACCCACACACUUAUGGAAUAAGUACGUAUUUCUCCAUAUUACCUAUUUAAGGCAAACAUAUUUUUAAUGACUUAACAAAUUUUUCACUAUUUUAAUUAGUCUGAAUGCAUCUAGACAUAAAAAUAAUGUAUUUGUGCAAAUAUAGAUUUUUUGAGUGUGCAU